AUGCUUGUAUGUUUGAGAAAUGUCGAAUUAUAUCGCGGGGACUUGAGUCGUACGAAGGUUAUGGAAGAUAAACGGCGCUGUGGCCAUCCAGCUGUGCCGCCUAACGCAAGAGUAUCACUUUCAAAUAGUGACAUUGUGCCUGGAACUCUGGCCACAUAUGAAUGUGACGAGGGUUAUGAGCUCUUCGGAGGGCAUCAGAAAGAGUGCACCGUUAGGGGCGAUUGGAAAGGAGAUUCACCAUUUUGUGGUACGUAA
Messenger RNA from Pieris macdunnoughi, 255 nucleotides. The record is from the annotation of a GenBank genome assembly. NCBI's taxonomy places the organism in Eukaryota, Metazoa, Arthropoda, Insecta, Lepidoptera, Pieridae.